Messenger RNA from Brassica oleracea var. oleracea, 2318 nucleotides. RefSeq names its product zinc finger CCCH domain-containing protein 17. The transcript has 3 exons. Gene Ontology annotation, molecular function: metal ion binding. The record is from RefSeq and is a predicted model, not a curated record. NCBI's taxonomy places the organism in Eukaryota, Viridiplantae, Streptophyta, Magnoliopsida, Brassicales, Brassicaceae. Bases 176 to 2047 code for a protein of 623 amino acids.
AAAAAAAAACUUUUAGGCUUAGCUUUUAAAACACAGUCGCAGUUUCUCUCUGUGGCGGCUCCGUUUCUUCUCCCACGGGACUCUCUGAUCUGCCGAUUAGGGUUUUGAUCUCUAGGGUUUCGAUCUGAAACCUCCGGAUCUACGCGAGAAAGGGAUUUUUCACGAAUUUAGAAUAAUGUCUGCGACGGCGACCCAACCUCAACAACACGAGCAGAAGAAGAAGCAAUCGGAGCCUGGGGAAGACGCGUUGAAGAAGAACACCGAUUGCGUUUACUUUCUCGCAUCUCCUUCAACCUGCAAGAAGGGAGCUGAGUGUGAGUAUCGCCACAGUGAGUAUGCGCGUGUCAACCCAAGGGAUUGCUAUUAUUGGAUGAGUGGCAACUGCUUGAAUCCCAAGUGUGGCUUUCGCCAUCCUGCUUUGGGUAAUCUUGGAGGUCUUCCUGCUGGUUCUGUACCGCCUUCACAUGCUGCUGCUGCUGUGAAACAGCCGUUUCCGUGUGUUUUCUUCCAAAAGGGCAUGUGUGCGAAAGGAGAUAUGUGUUCAUUCAUGCACACCCCGAAUGCUGCUGGUUAUAAGAAGCAGCAUCCUGUAGAAGCUAAUCCUGCUGCUGCUGCUGCUGCUGCUGAUCCUCAGUUUUCUACUCGGGAGAAGAAACUGACUCAUGCUAGUCUCCCAAAGGCUGUUGACAUGUCGGUUGCACCCAGAGUCACACCUGCUAUAAGGGAUAGUAGAGGUGUAGAGGGAUAUACUUCGAAGCAUGUGGGAUAUGAGCCUCUCGUGGGUGUUCCUCCUUUAACUGAUGGAAGCCAUCACAAAUAUGGAUCUGAUGAUAGUAACAGUUUCCACAAUGGUAAGGACGCAGAUGACGUCUUGAGGGAGUCGUCUCCUGGGUUUGAUGUUUUUGUCGAUAACGAGGCUACGGAUUCUGAGUAUUAUCAUGUUGGCGAUGGUUAUGGAAGGAGAAGUCAGGAGGGGCGGAACUCUUUGAAUGAGUAUGACCCUGAUUUUAGUGCAAUUGCUGAUCAGCGUUUUGAUUCAUAUGAGCGGAGGGAAGACAGGCACGCGUGGGGCCACAGUCGUUCUUCUGAGAGAGGAGAUCGUUCGGAAAGGAGGGCUUACGUCGAAAAGGAAGGAUCAGAGAACAUACUUGCAUCAGACCUGAGAUAUCGCUUGGCUAAGAGGAAAGGUAAUGACUAUACUGCUCCCGAGUCUUCAAUGGAAAGAGGAAAUAGAGACUCUCGCAGGAAUACACCGAGGGAAAGCUCCAUUAGCAGCAGCCGUCUUCAGGGUAGAAUUAAGCUUCGUGAGAGAAGCAUUGACGACGAAGCUCACUUUGGUAGGAGGGUUGAGAGAGGAAGGGACAAAAGCGACUUAUCUCAAAGCAGACUCCGAGAUAGAAUUAAUGGUAGGUCAGAGGAAAACCACAGUGGUCAUCAGGAAAGAGAUCUCCGAGCUCCUUGGGUGAGAAGAAGAGAGAUGGAAGAGGGCUUUUCAAUUUCUAAAGGCAGCAAGAAAGAGGAAAGUAAGACAGAGACAUCUCUUGGGAAGAGAAAAAGCUUGGAGGAGGAUGACCAUCCUCGUAAGCGAUCAGGAGAUUCAUUUGCAGCUCCAUUGCCUUUCAGUGAGAUUCUCAAGAGAAAAAGAGCGGCUGCAUCUGGUGGUAGCAUCAAGAACAAGGACCAGACUCCUGAAGAAACUGUAUCGAAAGAAGAAGCUGGAGAUGAGACCAAACUCAUAGCAGAAGAGAAAACUGAGGUUGUGACUGAACCCAAUCCAACCCACGAAGCUGGACUAGAAGAAGGAACGAUUAUGGAGGAAGGAGAAGAAGUGAAUGGAGAAGAGGAGCAAGUGUAUGAAGAGGAGGAGCAAGCUUAUGAAGGCGAUGAGCUAAACGGAGAGUACUAUUACGAAGAAGAUGGACAAUACGCCUAUGAAGAAGGCGAAGAAGUUGUUUACGAGGCUGAGGAAGGAGAAGAAGCAACAGAAGGAGGUGAAGCGGAGGGUGAGGAAGACAUUGAGAAGAAGACUGCUGGGAUGUUGUCGUAGAAAAAGAAGCUUUUGAAGGAGGAAAUGACGAAAUGAUUUCAUUGAUGGUGUGUGACAAAAAAGCUUCGCUCCUUCUGGCUUCUGCUAAAUGCAAAUCAUGAGAGCAAAUGAUGCUAAGUCGCUUUUAUCUUCUUUGGCUUGACAGUGAGUUUUAAUUCGCAAUGUUUUUCCGUUAUGAUUUCUUAAAGUGUAACUGUAGAAGAAAGAAAAGAAACAAUAGUACAAUUACAACCCACAAAUUCUAAAUUUUUGUUUCUUAUUUUAAAAGCUA